Pezoporus occidentalis (night parrot) is the source of this 3684-nucleotide messenger RNA. RefSeq names its product membrane bound O-acyltransferase domain containing 2 (gene MBOAT2). The record is from RefSeq and is a predicted model, not a curated record. Gene Ontology annotation, molecular function: acyltransferase activity. Gene Ontology annotation, biological process: lipid modification. Lineage: Eukaryota; Metazoa; Chordata; Aves; Psittaciformes; Psittacidae. The transcript has 14 exons. Gene Ontology annotation, cellular component: membrane. Bases 519 to 1811 code for a protein of 430 amino acids.
CCUCAGGGCCGGGCGGGGAGAGGGAGCAGCAGGAGCCAGUGCCGGUAGUGCCUUGUUCUCUGCUGCCGCCGCGGCGGACAACCAGGCCGGAGGGGGCUGCGCAGCCCGCUCCCCUCCCCGCCGCGCCUCCCCUCCAGGGACUCACCUCCUCGAUGGCCGCCACCGUGUUCCUGCACUGGGCCAUCCGGGUGGUGAAGUUGGAGGCAAAUAUAUUAAGUAAUUGAUGCAACUGAACAUAAUCAGCAGGCAAGACUGAGAACAGCCCCCCUGUAACACAGAGCAUGGUGCAUCUCCUUUGAGAGGGACACCUUUUCACAUCUGUACUGGUCAACUUUGUAGUGUGCCAACUGUUUGCCUUGCUUGCGGCUGUUUGGUUUCGAACAUACCUUCAUUCAAGCAAAACUAGCCCAUUUAUAAGACAUGUUGUUGCAACCCUCUUGGGCCUUUAUCUUGCACUUUUUUGUUUUGGAUGGUAUGCCUUACAUUUUGUUAUACAAAGUGGAAUUUCCUACUAUAUCAUGAUCAUAAUAGGAGUGGAGAAUAUGCACAAGUAUUGCUUUGUUUUUGCUUUGGGAUACCUCACUGUGUGCCAAAUUACUAGAGUCUAUAUCUUUGAUUACGGACAGUACUCCGCUGAUUUUUCUGGUCCAAUGAUGAUAAUUACACAGAAGAUCACUAGUUUGGCAUUUGAGAUUCAUGAUGGAAUGUUUCGAAAAAAUGAAGAUUUGACUCCAUCUCAGAGGUGCUUGGCUGUAAGACGCAUGCCAAGUCUACUGGAGUAUUUAAGUUACAACUGUAAUUUCAUGGGUAUCCUGGCAGGCCCGUUAUGCUCUUACAAAGACUAUAUUACUUUCAUUGAAGGCAGAUCAUACCAACUGCAACAGUCUGAAGCAAAUGGGAAGGAAGAUACCAAAUAUGAACAAACGGAUCCUUCCCCAAAUAUAGCUGUGGCACAGAAGCUCUUAAUCUGUGGACUGUCCUUACUCUUCCACAUGACAAUUACAGAAACUUUGCCUGUGGAAUACAACAUUGAUGACAACUUCAGAGCUACAGCUUCAUGGCCUGUAAGGUUUUUCUACCUGUACGUGUCUCUUAUGGCUGCCAGACCCAAGUAUUAUUUUGCAUGGACUUUAGCAGAUGCAAUUAAUAAUGCAGCAGGGUUUGGUUUUAGAGGCUAUGAUAAAAAUGGAGUGACACGCUGGGAUCUAAUAUCAAAUCUGAGAAUCCAGCAAAUAGAGUUUUCCACAAGUUUCAAGAUGUUUCUUGAUAACUGGAAUAUCCAAACAGCUCUUUGGCUUAAAAGAGUGUGCUACGAGCGCGCUGCCUUCAGCCCAACGAUCCAGACCUUCAUCCUUUCUGCCAUUUGGCACGGGGUUUACCCAGGAUAUUACUUAACAUUCUUAACAGGAGUACUAAUGACGCUAGCAGCACGAGCUAUAAGAAACAAUAUCAGACAUUAUUUUGUUGACUCUCCUGCUGUUAAACUAUGUUAUGAUAUUGUAACGUGGAUGGCAACUCAAGUAGCAAUAAGUUACACAGUUGUGCCGUUUGUACUGCUCUCUGUAAAACCUUCUAUCACCUUUUACAGCUCCUGCUAUUUCUGUCUUCAUAUUGCCAGCAUCCUGGUGUUGUUGGUAUUUCCACUGAAAAGAACUCAAAAAGGAAGUAAAAGGCAUGAAAGCGUCCAGCCCAUAUGGUCCAAAAAACUAGAAGAAGAAAAUCUUUUGCAAAAGAACAGUUAUUCCACAACAAAUAAUAGUUUCAGUCAAAAGCAAGAAAUAACCUGCAGAUAUCAAGCAUUGAAACAGUGAUUGAGGAAAUACUAUGAUGAAUAUAUUUUAUAUGUUUUCAGAAACCCAUUUUUAGCACCUUUUAAAGGGGUUUGUAUUUGUUUGCAAAGAUGUUUAGUAAGAAAAGAAUGCAUUACCUACCUAGGAAAAUCACAUACAAUAGCAAGACUGGAAACAAAACAAAUUAACCCCUCCCAUGCCAUGUCCCUGUGGGUCACGCCUUAUAUGAAGAUAUUACCAUUAUUUCAAUGGGCACUCAGGACUUGCAACGUAUGUCCAUAGGGUCAUAUGUGUGCCCUUUGCUGAAUGUACGUUGUAUCCCAAGGCACUGAUGGGGUGGAAUAAAAUUGUGUCAAUCUAGGAUUAACAAAUGGAAAUGGAUUUUUUCCAAAUGAAUGACUUGCCUUAAACCCUCUAUUUACUGAAAUAUUGUUUCUAAGUGGGUAUUUUCAAGUUUGGUUUUAUGUAAAAAGCAUAUUUCAAAUAUAUAAUACUAUAUGCUAUAAAGAAGAUAAAAAUAGGAAAUGCAAAGUCAUUAGAAGGCUUUUGAUCUUCAAAAGGGAAUUGCAAUAAGCAUCUCAGUAUUUGGAGGGUUUUCUUAAAGUAUCUCAAACUAUUACAGUACAUUACAGAACUGUAAACUUUACUGAUGCCAAAUUAUAGUUAGGUUUCUUUGAUAAAGAGUAUAAUUACACAUAGCCCUUCUGAAUCGAUUAACGAAAUAUAAAACACCUAAAGGUUGACCUUUUCUAGGGCUUGAUGGCCCUAAUUUAGGUUUCUUUUACUUUGAAGCACCUAAACCCAAUAAAACACUGCCAGAUGGGCUUUGCUGCUAGAGAAGGCAGAUGUAGGACACAGAACCCAACGUGCAAGCACCAGGAUUUCAAUGGAAGUGUGUUUUUACUCUUAAAUACCAGAAAUACUUGUUCUAGCAUAGAACUGUUUUACAAAACAUGAUUUUAAAUACUUAUUUUCAGUCUUCAGGCAUACAACAGUUAUUUGAUGCUUUCUGUAUAAUGCAGUGAAAUUACCUUGAGCCCUAGUGCAAACAUGGUCAAACAUGAAAUUGCUAUAAUAACCAGUUUCUGUAUGCUUGAUAAUUGAUUGCCCUUUAUCCAAAGAAGUAUAUGAAUUUGAGGAAAAGCUUUUUCUUCAAAUUAGAAUUUUAGAUGCAAAGUUCACAUCUCAUUUGUCAGUGAUGUUAUAAAAGAAAGAAAUCCUUUAGAACAGCUGAUGUACUGAAUUAUGACAGUGUGUCAAGGGAAUAAUUCAGUGGUUAUAUCUAUUCCAGACCAUUUAUUGUGACGGUGGUCCCUGCUAGAGUACUACUGUUAAAGGGCUACAUUUUAAUUCCUUGUAUUCUGUAUUUUCAUAUAAUUUUUUUAAGUAAACACAAACUGUUUAUCUACAUGGGUUUUUUCUUUUAGCUUUAAAACUGACACAAAAUACUACCAGAUAAUUCAGCUUGUUGAUUAAUAACCUACAAAUGAACAAGGAGAAAAAUUUUGUCAUAUUUUGAACCUUAAAGCUUUCAUCAAGUAUCUGGCACUAGUGGGGUCAAUAUUCUUAGUACCAGAAGUCCAAUGAUGGUCCUCAAAUUUGGGGAUAUUACCAUGCAAAAGAGUCGCAGUACUUCUGGCUUACUCUCUCAAGAACCAGAUCCGAAGUCAGGUCUGAGUUCUUUGUUGUGCUAGUUCUUUGUCUGGCCUUUGGCCUAAAACUCCAGGAGGAUAACAUACUUUUUCCGUAAGUAUAGGUUAGCGCUAAUUAACCUACACAAUUAGAAAGGGGGAGCUAAAUAUGAGAGUGGAUGAGUCUGUUCAGAUGAGUAGGGAUGUUUGUUGUUUCAGUGACAGCCGUGUUAUCUCUAAAAUGAAAUAAUCUGACUCCUAAA